AAAAUCACUUGAUAAUUUAUUAGAUGAUGCUUUAACAGAUUUUAAAGAACCAAAACCAACAACAACAGCAACAUCUACGUCAACAACAAAGAAAGAAUCAGUUCUUAGUUCAUCUGAAACUGCACCACCACCAUCUGAUCCAUUACAAUCAACAUUCGAAGCAAUGUGUUUUAAUGAUGAAAAAUUUUUAAAUGAACUUGAUGCAUUACCAAAUAUUCUAUCGAAUUUUCCAUUUGGUCUAGGUGAAACAGGCAAUGAAAAUGAAACAGACAGUAAUAUAUUUAAUUUAUUUUCUCAAUUGGGUAAACAUGCUGAUUUAUUACAAAAAAUUAAAGAUGAAGAUAUUGAAAAAGCAUUAGAAAAACUAGCUGAUCAAUCGGAUGCAGCAUCAGCAUCUAGUACAACAGCUCCAACAACAGCAUCAACAGAUGAACCACAUGUUGAGCAAUUAAAUUUAUUUAUGUCAAGUAUAUUAUCAAAAGAUGUUAUGUUACCAGCAUGUCAAGCUGUUGAUGAAUCAUAUGAAGAAUGGUUAACAAAAAAUAAAGAUAGUUUAACUGAAGAAGAAAUUCAACGUUAUACAAAACAACAUCAAUGUGUUAAAGAUAUAUGUCGAGAAUAUGACACAACAAAUGAUAGUCAACAAAUUCAACGUGUUUUACAUAAAUUUCAACAAUUACAAACACAUGGCGAUCCUCCAAAAGAACUUUUAUUUUUUCCGGGUUUACCUGGUUUCGGAGGAUUUGGUAGCGAACAAAAUUUAUUUGGUGAUGCAUUUUCCGAUGCAGAUAAAGCUACACAAAAUGAGAGCGAGUGUUGUUUAAUGUAG
Molecule: messenger RNA, 829 nt
Organism: Adineta steineri
Lineage: Eukaryota; Metazoa; Rotifera; Eurotatoria; Adinetida; Adinetidae
Source: the annotation of a GenBank genome assembly